This is a messenger RNA of Silurus meridionalis, 2675 nucleotides long. It is a transcript of the gene tfdp1a, whose product is annotated as transcription factor Dp-1, a. The record is from RefSeq and is a predicted model, not a curated record. Gene Ontology annotation, biological process: regulation of transcription by RNA polymerase II; regulation of cell cycle. Bases 363 to 1586 code for a protein of 407 amino acids. Gene Ontology annotation, molecular function: DNA-binding transcription factor activity, RNA polymerase II-specific; RNA polymerase II transcription regulatory region sequence-specific DNA binding. The transcript is spliced from 12 exons. Lineage: Eukaryota; Metazoa; Chordata; Actinopteri; Siluriformes; Siluridae. Gene Ontology annotation, cellular component: transcription regulator complex; nucleus.
GCUUUUCGCGUAAUGACAAUCGGGUGAACGUUGACUCCUGGAAUUGACGCACGGUCCGCGCGAGCGCGCCGUUUAUCACAGUUAGGCACAACGUGUUAUCUUUCAUUCCCCCCCAACGUUAGCUGGGAAGCUAAACGGAUAGCUUCUUUCGCCAGUUAGCUCGGCUAGUUAGCAGUCGCCGGCUUUGGAGAAUACACACCACACGACCGUUGUGCAUGGCCGUCUCGCCGUCCUCACUUCCAUAAGGGGCCAGGGCGCCGUCUUUAUCGCAGCACUGUUUCUUUUGCAGGCGUACACUGGAGUGAACAUUCGGCUCUGCUUCUCUGGUUAGACCCAGCCUUUGCUCCUCUUCCCCAAGGAUCAUGGCCAAAGAUGCUGGUCUGAUUGAGGCCAAUGGGGAGUUGAAGGUUUUCAUUGACCAGAAUCUGAGUCCUGGAAAAGGUGUUUUGUCUUUAGUGACUGUUCAUCCACAGACAGUUGCAGUAGGAAAACAACUUUUGCCAAAAACAUUGGGCCCUUCAAAUGUCAACAUUGCUCCUCAGGUGGUCAUUGGGACACCUCAAAGGCCAAGUGGGUCCAGUGUGCUCCUAAUGAACAGUCCCCACACACCUAGUUCUCAGUUUAUCACUCAGAGCCAACCCCCUGAUGCCUCCCCAUGGUCCUCAGGGAAAAGAAGUAAGAAAGGAGAAAAGAAUGGGAAAGGCCUGAGGCAUUUUUCUAUGAAGGUGUGCGAGAAGGUACAGAAAAAGGGUGUUACAACAUAUAAUGAAGUAGCGGAUGAGCUGGUGGCCGAAUUUAGCUCUGGGGACAACCACAUCUCCCCAAAUGAUGCGCAAGUGUACGAUCAGAAGAAUAUUAGGCGGCGUGUAUAUGAUGCUCUCAAUGUGCUGAUGGCCAUGAACAUAAUCUCAAAGGAGAAGAAGGAGAUCAAGUGGAUUGGGCUUCCUACCAACUCGGCCCAAGAAUGCCAGAAUCUGGAGGUGGAGAGGCAAAGACGUUUAGAGAGAAUCAAGCAAAAACAGUCACAACUCCAAGAACUCAUUUUACAGCAAAUUGCAUUUAAGAACCUUGUGCAGCGUAACCGUCAAACAGAGCAGCAAACAAACAGACCACCACCAGAAAAUUCAGUCAUUCACCUGCCAUUUAUCAUCAUAAACACCAGCAAGAAAACGGUCAUUGACUGCAGCAUCUCUAAUGACAAGUUUGAGUACCUCUUCAACUUUGACAGCAUGUUUGAGAUACAUGAUGACAUUGAAGUAUUGAAGCGCAUGGGAAUGGCAUGUGGCCUGGAGGUUGGAAAAUGCUCCGCUGAAGACCUCAAAGUCGCCAGGAGCCUGGUGCCUAAAGCACUGGAGCCUUAUGUCACAGAAAUGGCACAGGGCCCUAUCAGUAACGUCUACAUGACGGGGACCUCAUCUGCCAAUGGAGGUCGCUAUCAUAUCAGCAGUGAAAGUGGAGCAGAUGGAACAAUGGCCUCCAGCUCCAAUGACUCUCACUACAGUGGUUCUCGUGUCGAAACCCCCGUCUCUUACAUGGACGAUGACGAUGACGAUGAUGACUAUGAUGAAAACGAUGAAGAUGACUAACAUUUCUCAGGCCACACUUCUUUCAACAGCUAUAUUCAUGGGGUUAUUGUAUACACAAGUUCCCUUUCCUUGUCUGCUACUAGCACACCUUUAAAUUUCCCCUCUCUCUCUUUUUAUUGUGAAGGGCAUUGAGAAGCAUGGGCUUUAAAGGGGUGUGUUGAUUUCAUUCCAGCCCUUUCUGCUGUAUGGCUUAGGCUGUUAAAUCACAACACCAUGCUAGUGCAGAUAUUUGGUCCUUAUAGCUCUAGUUUUCACAAAAAACAAACGAAAAAAAAAAAAAAAGACUUAACGGGACUUUGAAGUCGUAGCACUAUGCCAUCCAGCAUCUGCUGGAAUUAGCAUGACUUACAAAAGAACCCUCCUCUCAGCCAGACAUCCACCUGCUGUUGGAGAAUGUGUAGUGUGACCUCUGUAUAACAUAGUUAGGCUAUCUGCUUUUGAACAAUUGUUUUUUUUUUUUUUUUUUUUUUAACAUGCUGGCUAAUUCUGAAGAUUCAGAUGGCUGCCACCUCCUAGACUGUAGGGGCAAAGAAUCGGCAGAGCCAGCUUACCAUUUUGCCCCAUUGGGGCAAGUCUUUGGAUGUAUGGUCACUUUUUGUAAGAUUGGAGGAAUUAAUGGCUUAUUUUUUUUUUUUUUUUAGAUCUUUUCCGUGUGUGUGUGAGCGAGUGCAAGAGUUUGUGUGCGCGUGUGUGUGGCUUCCUGUUAUUCUGUGGGCAGCUGUUGUAGGGAGCUCUGUUGAACAGCCUUCUUCUUUUUUUUUUUUUUGUUGUGUGAGGUUUAGAGGUGAACCUCUCCUGUUGUUCCCUCUUUGUGUUUUACAACUGACAGUCAUCAGGAAAUCAGAGAAACUUUAUUAUCCAAUGGAAUUUAUAGGAAAUCAAACCUCUGAAGAUUAGUUUCUCAUUUCCUUUCCAGAUUCCAAGUCAGUAACACUACGGCGUAUGUAUGAUUAUUAUCUAAGUAUGGUAUAAAUAUAUUUUUUGGAUUCCCCUGGAAAAAAAAAAAGAACUGUUGUACUGACUCCACAAAAUUAACUUUUCUGUAAUCUAAUAUAAGUUUGGAAAUUAAAAUAUAAUGUUUUAAAAACA